This is a messenger RNA of Lampris incognitus (smalleye Pacific opah), 1928 nucleotides long. It is a transcript of the gene prkn, whose product is annotated as parkin RBR E3 ubiquitin protein ligase. Gene Ontology annotation, biological process: negative regulation of protein phosphorylation; regulation of apoptotic process; regulation of cellular response to oxidative stress. NCBI's taxonomy places the organism in Eukaryota, Metazoa, Chordata, Actinopteri, Lampriformes, Lampridae. Gene Ontology annotation, molecular function: ubiquitin conjugating enzyme binding; zinc ion binding; ubiquitin protein ligase activity. The transcript is spliced from 12 exons. Gene Ontology annotation, cellular component: ubiquitin ligase complex; cytosol; Golgi apparatus. Bases 214 to 1635 code for a protein of 473 amino acids. The record is from RefSeq and is a predicted model, not a curated record.
GGAAAGACAUGGGCCAUGUCGGAUGAAUUAAACUUGUAUGUGCGUUUUACCGUCGCUGUCGUCAUUAAAUAGGAGAAGUGACGUUAUCGUGUAAGCGGUUAGGACUUCAUUACCCACAAUCCCGAGCGCCUUCCAAACGUAAACACAUGGACAUUUACCCCGGUGACAUGACAUGAAGCUGCGGUGCUAAAGGACACUGGACAGACAGCCGACAUGAGAGUCAAUGUGAAGUUUAACGGUGGUCCAGGUAUAGAGGUGGAUCUGGUGGAGGAGGCGAGUGUUGCUGAUCUGAAGGAGCAUGUGGGGAGACAGCAUGGCGUCAGCCCCGACCAGCUGAAGGUUUUGUUUGCUGGCCGAGAGCUGCAGAACAACAUCACGCUGCAGGGUUGUGACCUCCCGGAGCAGAGUACAGUGCACGUUGUACUUCCCCCUCCUGGUUGUGUGUUUCAGCUCCGUCUGCAGGAGCGUCUGCGUGUUGGCAGGGAGGACAGUUUGACCAGACUGGACCUCAGUAACUCACGUCUCUCCUCUUCCUCAUCUGGCCUGGCUGUCAUUCUGGAGAAGAGCACCACAGAGGGAGAGACCAGCGAAGAGGAGUCCACAUGUAUGUGUGUGUGUGUGUGUGUGUUCUGGCUAGUGAUGUGUGGUUCAGGCCGGCGUUCAGACAGUAGUUUCUAUGUGUAUUGUAAGAGUGUGUGUCGGGCCAUCAGACCAGGAAAACUGCGUGUUCGAUGUCGAAGAUGCAGACAGACGACCUUCAUCCUCAGUAGAGGGCCGUCCUGUUGGGAUGACAUACUGCUCCAAGGUCGUAUCCAUGGUGUCUGUCAGUCAGAGGGUUGUCAUGGUAACAUUGCGGAGUUUUAUCUGAAAUGUGCGGUCCACCCCACAUCAGAUGAUGACCUCUCUGUGGCCCUGGACCUCAUCAUGACCAACGUCAGAUCCGUGCCAUGUAUUGCCUGCACUGACGUCAUGAGUCCAGUCCUGGUGUUCCAGUGUGCAGAGCGUCAUGUGAUCUGUCUGGAAUGUUUCCAUAGAUACUGUGAAACUCGUCUUAAUGAGCGACAAUUUAUUCACCACCCUGUGAUUGGAUACUCUUUGCCCUGUGCAGUUGGGUGUCCAGACUCUCUCAUUAAAGAGGUGCAUCAUUUCCGGAUUCUCAGUGAUAGACAGUAUGAGCGCUACCAUAGUUACGGAGCAGAGGAGUGUGUGUUUGCGAUGGGGGGUGUCUUUUGUCCAGCCCCCGGCUGUGGUGCCGGCCUUCUCCCAGAGGAGGACAGCAGGAGAAUCCAGUGUGAGAGGAGCAAUGGACUAGGCUGUGGGUUUGUCUUUUGUAGAAAUUGUCGAGAGGAGUACCAUGAAGGGGCGUGUCAAGUGCAAUUGGCUCCGCCCACAUGUGGAACCUCACAGGGUUAUGUGGUGGAUGAGGAGGCAGCGCUGAGGGCCAGAUGGGAGCGAGACUCCCAGCAGACGAUCCAGGAGACCACCAGACCCUGUCCCCAAUGUAGAGUCCCUGUGGAGAAAAAUGGUGGUUGUAUGCACAUGCAGUGUCCCAGGUCUCAGUGCAGGUUUGAAUGGUGUUGGCUGUGUGGUGUCCAGUGGAACAGGGAGUGUAUGGGAAACCACUGGUUUGGCUGAGAGAGAGCAUAUGAUUCUGGGAAGACUCAUUGCUCCAAAUCACUUCCUGUUAGAUUUCUGUUUCAUCGGCUCAACUUCUUUUUAACAGGACAAUCUUUUUUUCUGUUGUGUUUCUGUACAUUGGAAACAGCAGUACUUAGUUUCAUUGUAAAGAAAUGGAGAUAAACUGGUUUAACUGUCUGUUGAAUACACACCUUGAAACAAUCAUAGAAUAAAAACCAGUUUUUAUCUGUAUGUAUGUGUAUGUAUUUGUGUGUGUGUGUGUGUGUGUGUGUGUGUGUGUGUGUGUCAGU